Messenger RNA from Kwoniella botswanensis, 651 nucleotides. RefSeq lists its product as uncharacterized. The transcript has 2 exons. Bases 1 to 651 code for a protein of 216 amino acids. Lineage: Eukaryota; Fungi; Basidiomycota; Tremellomycetes; Tremellales; Cryptococcaceae. The record is from RefSeq and is a predicted model, not a curated record.
AUGUCCGACUCCAGUCGAUCGGGUUUCAAAAGCCUUUAUAACAGGAUUCGUCAUCCUCGAUCCUACAAAUCCCAUGACAGCUCGAGUGGCGAUAGGAACUCUUCUCAGCCCAAAACAGUCCGCACUGGCGCUUACAUCGCUACGAGAAGCGAUAGGAGCACUGGUGAUCGACCUCGGACGUCGUAUGGGCCCAUGGGAGUGGCAGCGACAAGAGACGCGCUAGCCGGCACCAAUGCAACGACCCAUACUGUCCCUUGUGAAGAAGACGCUGACAGAAGGAGACGGGAAGCAGCCUUGUCUCCUGGUCUCCUCGCCGGGGCAGCUUCCGUUGGCGAAGAUCAACUUUCCACAACUCCAGCUGGAACAGAAGAUUGUACUGAUAAAGGCGAUUCAUACAAUCAUGGAGAUACUCACAAUGCUGAAGCCACGUAUGGCAUCGGUCACUACGGUAUAAACAUCAACCACCCCACCACCUGCAGCGGUGUCGGUGUCGGUAGCCAUCAUGACUUCUCACUCGAAGGCCAUCAUGACUACUCUGGAGGAGGCGGUGGUGGUGUCUACUCGGGAGGGCAUAGUAGCCACCAUGGAGGAGGUCAUGAUAGUGGGAGUCACUCGGGAGGCGGUUUUGAUGGCGGAGGAGGAGGUUUCUGA